AUGAAAUCAUUCCUCCUCUCCCUCCUUUCGGCAUCUCUUCUGUUCCUACCUCAAGGAGUCUUCGGAGCUGCAGAGGCACUGGCACCUGCACCAGUCAAGGAUAAAUACCCCAAGCCUCCCAAGCUGGAGUUCCUCUACACCGUCAACAUUACCGGUGGAGAAACUUACAAUGUCGGUAACGGGCCAAAUGGACUUCGACUUGUUGUGCCUAUUUUGAACGGAACAUUUGCUGGCCCUAGGCUUAAGGGAACCGUCGUCCCAGCAGGCGGCGACUGGGCCCUCUUCCGCAAAGACAACACCCUCGUCGCUGACGUGCGCCAGACCUUCAAGACCGUCGACGGCGCUUACAUCCAGGUUUUCGAAACGGGCGUCACACAACCCGAUAAUAGCUCGUAUGUGAGGUUGACGUUCGAGACGGGGUAUGAGAAGUAUACGUGGUUGAAUUCGGUUGUUGCUGUGGGGAUUUUGAGGUUGGUGGAAGGAGGAGGAGGCUCGGGGGGGUUGAGGAUUGAUACUUGGUUGAUGGCGCCGAAUUAA
Molecule: messenger RNA, 537 nt
Organism: Sordaria macrospora k-hell
Lineage: Eukaryota; Fungi; Ascomycota; Sordariomycetes; Sordariales; Sordariaceae
Source: RefSeq, a predicted model, not a curated record